AUGUGGCAGUUUAGACUGUUGGAACUGGUAAUAAGUAACCUAAAGAGAGGAGGAGAAGACAGAAGCAGUGGAAAUGCUGUUGGGCAAAUCCAGAAGUUCAUCUCUAUUAUUGCAAUCUCCAUUGUCCUAUCUUUGAAGCUGAUGAGAUGGCUGGAGAUAAGGAACUAUCGUCAAAUGAUUUUGAGAGUUCGCUCGAGGAGGGAACAAUCUUUAAAGGACAUGAGAAAUGUUAUGGAUGGGAUUAAAACGAUGGGUACCUAUCAAACAAAAAUUGACCAUGAACAACUCCUCUCACUUCGUGAUCUCUGUAAAUCGAUAAAAGUAGGGGAUGUAUCAGCAAGCUACAUACUACAUGCCUACAUGGAGAAAGCUUUGGAAGCCACAAAAAAAUUCAACUGUAUCACAGAAUUUCUUCCAGAAUGCCAAACACAACUCUUAGAAUUAGAAGAUAAGACGAAGGGACUACUGUAUGGGAUCCCUGUCAGCAUCAAGGAGAACAUUAACUGCAAGGGUCACGAUUCAACUUGUGGACUUAAGAAAUUUAUAAAUAAGCCUGUCAGUGAAGACUGUGUGAUAGUUCAGGUGCUGAAGAAACAAGGAGCGAUUCCAUUUGUGAAAACCAAUGUUCCUCAGACAUUAUUCAGCUAUGAAUGCAGUAAUCCCAUUUAUGGUCAAACCGUCAAUCCAUUCAACACCAAGCGGACAUCCGGCGGGUCAUCUGGUGGGGAGGCUGCCCUGAUUGCAGCAGGUGGCUCCAUCCUUGGCAUUGGAACAGAUGUCGGUGGCAGCAUACGCUUUCCAGCUGCAUUCUGUGGAAUCUGUGGCUUCAAACCAACGGCAAGCCGAUUAAGCAAAAAGGGGUUGACAGUAAAUGCAUCUGGACAGAGAACGGUUGAAUCAUCUGUUGGUCCACUAGCCAGAGAUGUGGAUAGCUUGGCAUAUUGCAUGAAAGCUCUGUUGUGUGAAGAAAUGUUUGAGUUGGAUCCCACUGUGCCACCUAUUCCCUUCGAUGAUAUGGUCUAUGCCGAUACCAAGCCUUUGAAGAUCGGUUACUUUGAAAGCGAUGGAUACUGGAUCCCCUCCCCAAGCAUGAAACGUGCCGUGUUGGAAACUAAACAACUACUGAAGGAUGCUGGACACACGUUGAUAUCAUUCACACCACCAAAAAUGUUCUAUGCUAUGAAUGAAGUAAUAUUUCAGGGACUUCUUGCAGACAGCGGUGCUACCUUCCUGGAAAACCUUAAAGGCGACAUUAUCGAUCCUCAUUUAAGAACUCAGGUAUCGACGUACUCUAUGCCCGGAAUAAUGAAAAAGCUCUUGUAUUUUUUUCUGAAGCCUUUUAGUCCCAGGGUUGCUGCUGGCUUCAGGGCGAUAGGGGGAAUAGGGUCAGUUAAGGAACUGUGGAAGCACCACAUUGCAGCAGUGACGUACCGUGAAGAAUAUGUGAACGCUUGGAAACACCAGAACAUUGAAGUCUUACUCUGUCCAUCAUUAGGACCUGCACUUAAUAUUGGAUAUGCAGGAAAAUUGUCGGCUGCAUCCAGCUACAUGGUUAUUUUCAACUUGUUAAAUUUUCCUGCGGGUGUUGUACCAGUUACCAAUGUAACAGAGGAAGAUGAGAAAGAGCUGAUGAAUUAUACUGGUUACCUAAAUGAUAUUUGGGACAAAACUUUCAAGAAGGCUAUGGCAGGAGGUGUUGAUCUUCCUUUAGCUGUGCAAUGUGUGGCCUUACCCUGGCAAGAUGAACUCUGUCUUCGUUUCAUGAAGGAGGUGGAAAGACUCGUCAAUUUAAAGAAAAUUACUUAGCUAUUUCUGGACCAGAGCAAUAAUUCGUAGGAUAAUCUUAGUUACUUAUAGAGCAAGCUUUGCUCUGAGAUGAUUAGUCUUUCACCGUCAAUGUGCUAGAUUAGCUCUUACAUUUGCAAUUACACUUCUACUAUUAGGACAUUUUCUUGAAUGAUGGUGGGGAAUUAUCUCCUUGCAUUGAUCUCAGCAGCUCCUCACAAUGAAUUUUUUUUGGAAGAUAAUGUAGCACUUAAUAUUUAAACAAAGUAAUUC
Molecule: messenger RNA, 2058 nt
Organism: Pristis pectinata (smalltooth sawfish)
Lineage: Eukaryota; Metazoa; Chordata; Chondrichthyes; Rhinopristiformes; Pristidae
Product: vitamin D3 hydroxylase-associated protein-like
Exons: 16
Coding region: 1-1806 (601 amino acids)
Biological process (GO): fatty acid catabolic process
Molecular function (GO): amidase activity; fatty acid amide hydrolase activity
Source: RefSeq, a predicted model, not a curated record